CAAUCAGGUGUCGGCGGGUCUUUUCAAACCCAGACGGUAAACAUGUCGAGAGAUGUCGGAGAGUUGCUCGGAUCCGCUUAUUAGUCAUUAUAGGUUCCUAAUUUCAUUGACUGUUGCAUGACGUCUUAUUUUCCCGCAAAGGAACUAGAUUGUUAUCCUUUAUAUCAUAUAUAAUACUUUACUUAACUUAAAACAAACGUAUUCGUUCAGCUUGUAGCUCGCUAGCAGUGGCUAAAUGGAGCAGUCAGACGGACCCAUGCGCUAUGAGCGACUGACAGCUGAUGAGAUGGACCAGCAGCGGAUCCAGAAUGUUGCUUAUCAGUACCUUUGUCGACUGGAGGAAGCCAAGAGGUGGAUGGAGGCGUGUCUAGGGGAGGAGCUCCCUGCACCUACAGAGUUGGAGGAGGGGCUUAGGAACGGGGUGUGGCUGGCUAAACUGGCCCACCACUUCUCCCCAAACACCACCCCCCUACGCAAGAUCUACGACUUGGACCAGAACCGCUACAAGGCCCAAGGUUUACAGUUCAGACACACUGACAACAUCAACCACUGGAGGAACGCCAUGGCGCAAGUUGGACUCCCAACGAUAUUUCAUCCGGAGACGACGGACAUCUAUGACCGGAAGAACAUGCCUCGGGCUGUGUACUGUAUCCACGCUCUCAGCAUGUAUCUCUUCAGGUUGGGAUUGGCUCCUCAGAUCCAAGACCUGUAUGGAAAAGUGCAGUUUACUGAGGAGGAGAUCAACAAUAUGAAGCUGGAGUUGGACAAGUAUGGCAUUCAGAUGCCCUCCUUCAGUAAGAUCGGCGGCCUCCUGGCCAAUGAGCUGUCAGUGGACCAAGCUGCUGUCCACGCUGCAGUGCUGGCCAUCAACGAGGCGGUGGUCCAGGGGGACGUGGGCGCGACCGCCCUGGCCCUCAGGAACCCCAACGCCAUGCUGGAGCGCCUGCAGGGGGCGCUGAUGGCCGUCUACCAGGAGAUGCUGCAGCAGGCGCGCAACGCCAAGACACACAGCGCUGCCACUGGGUGCUCCCGAGCGGAGAAGGACAUGUACGAGGAGUAUCUGACUCAGAGUGAGAUUCAGGACAACAUCAACAAAGUCAACGUGCGCUCUGCGGUAGAGCUGGUGGACGAGGCGCUGGAGAGCGGACAGGAAGUGGAGCUGCUCUCCGCUCUCCAACUUCCUGCGCUGAAGCUGCAGGCCCUCAGGGCGGAGCACAGCCCCUGGUACCUGGACCAGCUCACCUCCGCCCGACAGCACUGCCUGGAGCAGGGGUGCGUUGACCCCCUGGAACCAGAGGAGCUCCAGCACAGCGUCAACCUGGCCAAUCAGGAAGCUCUGUGCUCCAACAACAUGCAGGAUGCGGUGCGGUGCAUCAACGUGGCGUUGCAGCGGGCCGAUUCCACCCAGACCCUGCGCUGCCUGCUGAACUCGGAUGCCAUGCUGCCUGACGUCCUGCCCUUCGCCGCCGCUCUCUACCACCAGCAGCUGCAGCUUCUGCAGCGACAGCACCCCGAGGGGGAGCUUCAGCAGGAGGAGCUGUACGUUGCCGUGGAGAUGUUGACAGCCGUUGCCAUGGUGAACCAGGCCCUGGAGGCUGAAGACCUCCGCUCCUUCUGCUUCAGUUUGAGGAGCGCGACGGCGGGCCUGUCUGAUAUCCACGACGACUUGCUACACAGGUAUUUUGAGGAGCUAUUGGGUCUAAGGAGUCGCACCGGAAGAGUUUUACUAACAUGGAACCAGCUGCAGGAAGGAAUCACAUCAGUCAACAUCGCUGCAGAAGAAGACCAACAGAGGGACCUAGUGUUGGACCUGCUGCAGCAGGCUCUAGAAGGAGGAGACCCCCGGGAAGUCCUGUCAGCGCUGCUGCAGCCCUCUAGUGGCGUGGAGGAUGUAGUGCCGGCCAAUGCCAGCCGCUACCUCCACCUGCUCACCCACGCACAGAGACUCAAGGCUCAGAGAAGCGGUGACCCGAGAGCUGAGCUGUCCUUGGCUGACGUCCAGGAAGCAGUGCGGAGGGCCAAUCAGCAAACCCAGAGGGCUAUGAAAGGGGCCCUGGCGCUAGCAGCAGUCAACCAGGCGGUGAAGGAGGGCCGCGCCGACCAGACCCUCCGAGUCCUGCGGCUGCCAGAGAUGGCGCUAGAGGGCGUGGCCCCGGAAUGUUCAGCAGCCUAUCAGAAGCAGCUCCGCAGCCUGCUCAGCAGCAAGGCCCAGAGAGGGGACAACCGGAGCCCGUGGGUUCGAUCCCAGACCGCAGAUGGCGCGUUCUACUUCCACCUCUCGAGGCUCGAGGGCAACUGGGACAAACCAAAGGGGUUUACCCAGAAUGCACUAUUCCUGACCAACCAGGAGAUCCAGGGCGUGGUGAGCAGCGUCAGCAGGAGGAGGGGCUGGGAGGAGAAGGAGGACCUGCUGGUUCUCCUGCAGGCCAGGAGCCGGGGGUUCCUCCUGCGUCAGAGGCUGACCUCGCGCCUCCUCUACCUGAGGAGCCAGGGAGCCGCGGCCACCGUCAUACAGAGCCACUGGAGGCGUGUUAUGCAGCAGAAGGCGUACCGCCAGCGGAUCCAGUUCCUCUAUGGGCACUGGAGGGCUGUUGUCAAGAUCCAGGCGGGGCUCCGGAUGCUCCUGGCGCGGCGGCGCUACAGAGCCCGCCUGCGUUACUUCAGAGACCACGUGGCUGCCAUAGUGAAGAUCCAGGCCUUUUUCAGGGCGAGCCGGGCCCGAGAAGAGUACAGGAUGCUGGUCCACUCGGCCACGCCCCCCCUUGCGGUGGUCAGGAAGUUCGUCCACCUAUUGGAGACUGGCGACGGCGACAUCAUGCAGGAGGCGGAGCUACUGCACCUCCGGCAAGAUGUGGUCACGACCAUCCGAUCCAACCGGCAGCUCGAGGCAGACCUGGACCUCAUGGACCUGAAGAUAGGGCUGCUCGUCCGAAACCGCCUCACCCUGCAGGAGGUAGUGUCUCACUGUAAGAAGCUGACUAAGAAGAAUAAGGAGCAGCUGGCGGGCAUGAUGGCUCUGGAGCGCUCCAAGGGGCUCAAGGCCCUCCACAAGAGGUGUAGGGAUCGACUGGAGACCUACCAGCACCUCUUCUACCUGCUACAGACCCAGCCGCUGUACCUGGCCCAGCUCAUCUUCCUGAUGCCUCAGACCAAGUCCACCCGCUUCAUGGAGACGCUGGUGUUCUCUCUUUUCAACUACGGCUCGGACAGCAGAGAGGCCUUCCUGCUGCUGCAGCUCUUCACCGCUGCUCUGCGCUACGAGAUCAGGCUGAAGGUGGAGCAGCCCCAGGAGGUGGUGACGGGGAACCCCACGGUGUUUAAGAUGCUGGUGAGCUUCUACCGCCACGCCCGCGGCCACAACGCCCUGCGCCAGAUCCUGGGCUCCGCUGUGAAGGACGUCCUCAGCGACGGGGCCCUGAGCAUCAGGACUGACCCGCUGGAGAUCUACAAGACCUGGAUCAACCAGACGGAGACCAGGACCGGAACCAAGAGCUCCCUUCCCUAUGACGUGAGCGCGGAGGACGCUCUGUCCCAUCCGGAGGUCCGGCGCAGACUCGAUAUCGCCAUCAUCAACCUGAAGAACCUGACUGACCGGGUGUUCAUCGCCAUAACCACCAACCUCUACAAACUACCCUACGGCCUCCGCUACACCGCCAAGGUCCUCCGUGACGCGCUGCACUCCAAGUUCCCUGAGGCCAGCCAGGAGGAGCUCUACAAGAUCGUGGGGAACCUGAUCUACUACCGCUACAUGAACCCAGCCAUCGUGGCGCCCGACGGCUUCGACGUGCUGGAGAUCUCCGCGGGCUCCACCCUCCUACCGGAGCAGCGGCGCGUUCUGGGCUCCAUAGCGCGCAUGCUGCAGCACGCAGCGGCCAACAAACACUUCCAGGGCGACAGCCCCCACAUCCAGAACCUCAACGAGUACAUCAGCCACACCCACGGCAGAUUCAGGAAGUUCCUCCAGGCUGUGUGUGACGUGCCGGAGCCAGAGGAGCGGUUCAACAUGGACGAGUAUUCAGAGAUGGUCAUCCUUAACAAGCCGGUGGUCUACAUCUCAAUCGGCGAGCUACUCAACACGCACAAGCUGCUCUUGGAGCACCAAGAGGCCCUGGGACCCUCCCCCUCCGACCCCCUCAGAGUCCUGCUGGGUGAACUGGGAGGAGUCCCUUCACUGGAGGAGCUGCUGGGUGACUCCGGGGGGAGCUCCGCCGACCAGUCCAAGAUGGAGGUGUCCCUCACGCUCACCAGCCGCUUCGACGUCUUCAGCGACCAGGACCAGUCGGACAGCAGGGGCGUCCUCCUCAGCACCAAGCAGCUCAUCGUGGACUUGCUUCGGACCCAGUCGGGUGACUCUCUGAGCCAGCUGUUGAGGGCGUCGACGUCACGUGACCAGGAGCUGCAGCACGGCUGGAUGAUGCAGCGCCGCGCCCAGAGGGAUGCUCGGACCCCGGACAAGAUGAAGAGGAACCAGUCGCUCGUCGCCGACGGCAACCUCAGUCUGGAGGAGAAGAAGAGGAAGAUCGUCCGCAGUCUUCGCCGCCUGGAGGCCCUCGGGGUCUUGACGCCCCCCGACUCUGAGGCCCAAAUACUGCAAAUGAUAGCCAAGGACAUCCGCCACCAGCGCCUGUACCGCCAGAGGCGCAGGGCCGACACGUUGAGGCUGAAGCAGACUCUGUCCAGUCUGCAGGAGAAGAGCUCCGCCCACAGCCAGCAGGUGGACUACUACAGCCAAUACAUCACUUCCUGUCUGGACAGCCUCACCGCCAGCAAGAGCAGCGGCAAGAGCAGCGGCAAGAAGAGGCCGUCUCUGAGCUACAGCGCGGCGCGGCUGCAGGAGAAGGGAGUCCUGCUGGAGAUCCAAGACCUGCCCGCCACGCAGUUUAAGAACGUGAUGUUCGAUAUUGUUGCCGGGCAACAGACUGGAAGCUUCCAGGUCAAAACUCGCUUCCUGGGUGUCGAAAUGGAGGAGUUCCCCCUCAAAUACCAGGACCUGCUGCAGCUGCAGUACGAGGGCGUUGCGGUGAUGAAGAUGUUUGACAAGGCCAAGAUCAAUGUCAACCUCCUCAUCUUCCUGCUCAACAAGAAGUUCUUUAAGAAGUGAACUCAUCGUAUUAAUGUAUUCAUACCAUCGUUGUUUUCAGGGAUUCGUACAAACACUCCUUUACUACUCUCUGAAUCCUAUUAGAAAAUUUGUUAUAAAUCACACUAAUAAUAACAAAUCACACUAUUAUCAUUAUCGGUCAUGCACACAAUAAUUAGUUAUUUAUCUCGAGUAUUAUUAAUCAUUCAUUUUCAGUAUAAUUCAUUCUCUAUCUACACUAUUAUUGAUAAUUGAUCUACAGUCUUCUGUAGUCCUUGUUCUUGAUCUGAUUAUGUCAUAUUAUUGUGAUAAUCACAGAUGACCAAAGAAUUCUUUCUCUGUUUAUAUUUUUCUGUCUUCUGUAAAUAUGUUCUGUCCCCAGUUUACCUUCUUCACUGAACCCCCAUGUUUUGUCUUUCAUAUUUGAUGUCUUUUUAAAGUACAGUAUAAGGGAACAUGUUCAUGACAAAGCUUCAGCAUUUAACACUUUAUUACUAAAAUAACACUUUUACACUUUUUGUAAUGGAAUGUUUCACGUUUUUUACAGCAAUAAAUAUUUCAACCUAAAA
Messenger RNA from Gadus macrocephalus (Pacific cod), 5649 nucleotides. RefSeq names its product IQ motif containing GTPase activating protein 3 (gene iqgap3). Gene Ontology annotation, molecular function: actin filament binding; GTPase activator activity; calmodulin binding. The record is from RefSeq and is a predicted model, not a curated record. Gene Ontology annotation, biological process: regulation of GTPase activity; regulation of actin cytoskeleton organization. The transcript is spliced from 38 exons. Gene Ontology annotation, cellular component: cytoplasm. NCBI's taxonomy places the organism in Eukaryota, Metazoa, Chordata, Actinopteri, Gadiformes, Gadidae. Bases 236 to 5101 code for a protein of 1621 amino acids.